Messenger RNA from Zingiber officinale, 5464 nucleotides. RefSeq names its product serine/arginine repetitive matrix protein 1-like. Gene Ontology annotation, molecular function: RNA binding. Lineage: Eukaryota; Viridiplantae; Streptophyta; Magnoliopsida; Zingiberales; Zingiberaceae. Gene Ontology annotation, cellular component: spliceosomal complex. Gene Ontology annotation, biological process: regulation of mRNA splicing, via spliceosome; mRNA processing. Bases 3394 to 5316 code for a protein of 640 amino acids. The record is from RefSeq and is a predicted model, not a curated record. The transcript has 13 exons.
UGGGCUCGGCCGCUCUGGUCAGUUGCUCGUUUUGUCUGAAGAAACCUUCGAGUUCUCGAUUUGCAGUCUUCCGAUUUCAAGGGUUCACUUUUCUGUUCUCCUGAUCGCUCUGCUUCUCCGUUCCUCCGCUUCGAAGACCUAGAGGAAGAGGAGGAUGUCAGGCGGCUUCUUCCGAGGCACAUCGGCGGAGCAGGACACCCGCUUCUCCAACAAGCAGACGAAGCUUCUCAAGUCCCAUAAGUUCCCGCCGGAGCUAGAGCACCCGGCAGUGGAUGGGAAGCAUAUCCAGCUUACAGGAUUUCUAGAAAAGAAUACUGGGAAGUUCAUGAAGGAGCUUUGGGGACUUCUCCUUAGUGCUCAGAAUAACUCAAGCGGUGUCCCUCAGCAGUUCUUGGAUGCAAAACAAGAAGAAAUGAGAAAAAGAAAGCUUGAGAAUGAUCUGAUCACUCAAGAAAUUCAGAAGAGAAAGGAUAAGGAAGGAAGAGAAAUCGAGCAAGAGAAACAGAAGAGGAUGGACAUAGAAGCUGGUCAUUCAAGAUCUGCAAAUGUUGUUUCUGGCUCAAGUUCAAGACACUCACAGUCGAGGGAUUCAAGAAUUCAAUCAGAGAAGGAGAAAGAUAAAGAGAUAGUGAAAAGUCCAGGAGUAAAACGGUGGUCAGUACAAUGUGCUUUACAUAUUUAUGACCACUAUAGUUCUUCUGUAAGUUUCUGCACAUGCAAAAUGCUACUUGUUUGGAAACUAAAAUAACAGUGAAAUCAUUUAAAUGAUCAGUUUUUUUUCAGUGAGCAUGCAUUCUUUCUAUAAGUUGCAUGCUUUACUAGUUAGAAGUAUGCAAAGUGAAAACUGAAAACAUCAACAUUUUAGUAUUCUACGAUUACUGAAACUUAUGAACCUUGCUUUUUUUUUUAAAAAAAAAUACACCUAUAUACCUUGAAUAUGCAUUAAACUUAGCUAAGAUAAGCCACUUUUAGCCAAGGGUUUGGGGUUAUUUAUUAGGCCUGCUUAUUUGUUUUGAAAGGAAAGAAAGGAAUCAGAGACAAAGAAAGGAGUGGAUUCAUUGAAGGAAGGGAGAGAAAGGAGAUGUGUACAAACUUGAUUAUUUCACAGUGUGGAAGGACCCUCCUCUGCCCAUUUCACUUCAAGCAAUCAAGGGAUUUCUGUCUGGAUUCCCUUGAAACUUGAUCCCUUUCUGCAGAAACCAACAAAAUCACUCCAAGGGACCUUGUAAAAAUGAUUACAUAUCUGUAAUACGCCCACAAAAAAUGGAAUAGAGCAAGUUCAUUUGAAAAAAUCUUCUCUUUAUCCUCUAAAAUAGAUAAAUUCUGCUCUUUCAAAAAAAACUUUAAGAGAUUUCAUUUUGUCUCUACAUCCCAGCAAACACUAGCUAUUCUUGCGUGUGGUACUUGAUCGUUGGUGUGUUUCUAACAACAUGGUACUGAUGCAAGGAUUAGAAAAUUGUCCAAGUCUUGAUUAGGCAAAUAGGGAUGACAAUAUUAGACAUGGUUUGAUAACACAUGAUCCUACUCAAUCUAAAACACGAAUAAUAGAGACAACUUGAAAGUGGCAUGACAUGCACCAAAUAUAUAUAUAUAUAUAUAUGAUAUGAAUUGUCCUGGUGACAAAGUAAACUAAUUUUGAAAAUCUUUAAUAACCUUUUGUCAUACAAUUUAGUUUAAUAAAUCUUAGUAGCUUUAUGUUGACCAAAAUGACACUAUUUGUUUAUGAUACAUUUAAGAUUGCACGACACCAUUACAUGACAAUGAAUAGAACAAUGCUUCCCUCUUGGAAAGUGUGUUUGUUUUCAACAACAAAUUUAAAAAAGCUUCAAGGGUUCUUGAAGGUGAUAAUUGCAGUCAAUCGUUUACCUCAGGACAUUUUAAGGAAUAUGAUCUCAUCAUAAUGAAGAGACCUAGAGGAGGGAAUUUUAUGUUGUCAUGAUGUUUACCUCAGGACAUUUUAAGGAAUAUGAUCUCAUCAUAAUGGAGAGACCUAGAGGAGGGAAUUUUAUGUUGUCAUGAUGGGCAUGGCAAUGGUCUGUUGAGAACAAUGAAUUGAUGUGUGGGAAUUUUGUUUACUUGUAUGGAUCUUUUGUUUGCAAGUUUGGAGACAAAAGCAACAUUUGAUAUUAGGAGACAAAAGUGGGUUUUUAAAUAGUAGGCCUACAACAUAUAAUUUUUGGUGGAGUGGACUGGAUUUUUUUUUUCUUGAGUGCAUGGUGUCGUGACCAUAUUUUUUUUCUUUGAAUGUGGGAAUAAUGUGGGUGAGCAUGCAUUUUUUUGGUACUUGAGAUAAUGAGGGUGGUAGGAAGAGUGACAAAUUUCUGUUUGGUUUUUGAUAUCGAUAACAUUAGCAUUUUCCAUUUUUGCUGCACUCUUAUGUUGAAUUCUGAUGAAAUGUGAGAAAUCAAGUAAUAUGGGAUUGGACCAGUCCUGAUCUAACUCAGCUGAUUUUGAUCUAUGAUUUGGACCAUUUCUAGUAAAAUCAUUGUAACACGAACUGGUGUUAAUGACAUGGUUGGUAGUGGAAUGUCACCUAGUUAAAACUAAUUAUAAUUAUCAUAAGAUUCAAGAUAUUGCUUAAUUUAAAUAUAAUUAUUUGUUGAUGUGGAAUGAUGAGGCAGAUAAGCACAUAAGGUGUGUAUAGCCAUACCUUCAAGUCUGAUGGGGGUGAGGGGCGUGCUGAAGGUAGGAUUCUUGAUGUUCAUAGUCCACAUGGACAAAUCUGAUGAUCCAUGGUGUCUGAAUACUAAGAGGUGUCUCCCUCCUAAAUAUGACUAAUCAUUUUGGGAUGACAUAUUUUUAUCCUACUUCAACAGAGGCAAUGCUGUCUAAAUGUAUGUGUGCAAGUUUUUUAUACUGAGCUGGUUGCUAGAUUGUAUAUAUUGAACAAAUAAUUUGUUUUUUUUUUCAAAGAUUGAUUUGCAUUUUAUUUCAUUUUAUUGUAGUAAAUAGGAAUACUACAUUUUGAUUUCUGUUAAUAUUUUCUUAUUUGGUUUUUGCAAUACUUUUCUUGAGCUGGUUAUUUACACUAUUUGUUGUCUACUGUGAGUGUAAAGUGCAUUCUUGAUUCUGGUUUAUUUUUUUAUCACUUUACCUUUUGCUACUACUGUCCAUUCGUCUUUUCACCAAUAGAACUAUGCUGCAGUCAUUUCCUAUUUCUUUUAUUUGAUUUUAUAUGUCUGAAUUUCUAAUAGAUCUUUCUUUAGCCUGUAGGCAUUUGCAACCAUUGAUUGUAGCAUAUGCUUUUUACUACUGAUCCCAUGAGGCUCUACCUAUGACCACUCUUGCAUGAUUAUUCUUCUCCUAUUCGGUAAUAUUGUUUUGUUUGUUUGAUUCAGAGCUCUCUUUUUUUUUAUAUGUUGGGUUUGGUUUCUUAGUCUUAACUACAUAAUCAUGCUGUCUUUAUUCAGAAGGACUUCUUCACCAUGCCUAUCAUUCAGCAAAUCAGCUUCUAAAUGUGGGAGUUCAAAGGAAGGAUGGUCAAGGAGUGCAUCUGUAUCUUCCCAGUCACAUAGCCAUUUGGUUUCUCCUAGUAGGCGGUAUCAUUCGCCAUUGAGGCAUUCAAUUUCAUCUGAAAGGAGAUAUAAGUCUCCAACGAGAAGAUCUAUUUCUCCUCACCGUAGAUAUUCACCUAGGAAUAAUACAUCGCCUCCGAGACACAAAUCUCCUUAUGCUAAACGAAGGUUGCCUUCAACCACAAGGCGUAGAUCUCCGUUGCAUAGACGUCGAUUGUGCCAUAGGUCUCCUACUUCACAUUAUAGAUCUCCCAUUCAAAAUCGCAGGAGAUCACCUUCUCCUGGAGGUCGCUGGGACUCACCUUCUAAGCAUCACAGAGACUCACCUUCACCUGAAAGUCACAGGAGAUCACCUUUUCCUGGACAUCAAAGGAGGUCACCUUCUCCGAUACGCCACAAGAGGUCACCUUUACCAACACAUAGGAGUUCACCUUCUCUGGCACAUCAUAGGAGAUCACCUCCCUCUCAUUGCAGAGUAUCGCCUUCUCCUUCAUUCUGUAGAAGAUCACCUUCUCCUUACCAUAGAAGAUCAUCUUCUCCAAUGCGUCACAUGUCUCCUGUUAGACGUAGGUCCUUUUCUCCUCAGCAACAUAGAUCCUUGUCACCUAGGACAUCAUCUCCAGAUGCUUCUCCUCAACGCCAAGGAAGACUAUCUAGGGGUUAUGGUGCUGAUUCACAACCAUCUCAAACGAGGAAAAGUCACAGUCCUAAUAGGACUCUUAGAGGUUCAAGUAGGGAAACUGAGAGCAGAAAUAUUGGUGUCAACUCUAGAAGACAUGAGGAUGGCUAUGCAUUUGAUAGGGUCUGGGAGAGACGGUCAUUGACUCAUGGUGCUACACACAAAGUGGUGGAUGAACAUACCAUGCACAAUAUCUCAGGCCACUCUCCGCCCAAAUUGUCAGGCUGUUCUAGGUCUUCUGGUCGAGAUUCUAGAGGUCAAAUUGACAUCCAUGACAAGGAUCAUGGCGAGUUGUCUGAGAAUUCUUCAGGGCUGUCAACCUCACCUAGUAAUUCAAGGAGAACAAGCCCAAGAAGAAAUAGGUUGUCUGAAGAUACUACUACCAAACAAUUUGAGAAACAAAUACCUCAGGAUGUCAUAGGAAUAAAUAAUGAAAAGGAACAUUCUGGUUUUCUCAGUGAGGAUGGUUAUCACAACGUUGAUUCACCAUCUAAGAAAGACAUCCAAAGCCAUCCGACAAAUGUGAAAUCGAAAAAGGAAAAUGAACAUAAUAGUGAUGUGAAUAUUUCUAGAAGAAAUGAAUCACAAGUGUCACAGUCUCUAGAUGGUCGAGAAUAUGGUCCUGGAAGAGGAGUGCGGGGUGGAAAACAUUCCAGUCGUGAUCGACAAAGCUUGAUGCUUUCUCCUAAUGCUAAAAUGCAGCCCAAAGUAACAAUUUAUGAAGAAGAGACGAAAGAACGGAAACAUAGGAGUUCAGGAAAGAGAAAGCACAAGAAGUUUGAUAAACAUAGAAGAGAUUCAGAUUCUGAUUAUGAAUCUGAUUCUGAUAUUGAAGACAAGAAGGAAACCAAGAGACGAAGGAAGGAUGAGAGGAGAUUGCGCAAGGAGGAAAAGAGGCGAAGGCACGAAGAGAAGCACCGCAAAAGACAUGAACAACAUUUGGAGAAGUAUAAACCUUCCGAACCUGAUAAGGAUCUCAAUGAUACAGCUGCUAUGAGAAAAGGAGGGCCUUAUUUGUCCCACAGUUCAUUUGAAACUGAGUCCAAAGAGAAGAAGCUUGAGAUUGAGCUCCGCGAGAAGGCCCUCAAAUCUCUUAGAGAGAGGAAGGCCAUUAAACAGUAAAUCACAAAAAUAAGUUAAAACUUUGGUCUGCAUUUUGCUGUUUUCCGAUUAUUGUUUCAUUUGUCUUAUAGUCAACAUUGAUCUAAAGUUUGAAGCCUGUAGGUGAAGUGAAUUGAUAAGGAAUGUCAGGGUGACAUUUUGGUGCUAA